AUGGACACAGUUGACCUGGCCCUGUCCUCAGAAGAGGCCAAAAAAUAUGCAGAGAAUGAGCCUCAGCUUCGGUAUGAGACUGAGAAACUGAGUGAAGAUUCCUUUGACUGUGAAUUUUAUCCCAACAGAACAUUGAUAACCUAUGCCAUCAUAAUUGUCACACUAGAAAGUAUCUGCCAAUUUGUUUACGAUGUGCCUUGGGAUGCACCUGAUGUAUCUGAAAAUAAAGCGAAGGACUCCGUCAGGAUCUUCACAGCACUGCGUGCUAUGCUGCAAAGUCAUGGUUAUCCUGUGAAAGGAGGCAAAGCUAAAACAUCGCAGAGUGCUGCUGCCCUUUCACAGAAGAAGAGAGGCAAAGUCAAUCCAGAAGCCUCUAGAGAGAAAUCUAAUUGGAUUCCAUCACUUCCUAGCUAUGAAGAGUUCAACCAGGUGGUGCUACAAUCAUUAGAUGGCUUUAUGAUAAUAGUGAGCACAGAUGGAGUGAUAAUUUUCGUGACUGACAACAUCUCUUCUCUCCUUGGCCAUUUACCAGGUGACAUCAUGGGUAAAAAAUUAUUAAGCCUUCUGCCUGAUGAAGAGAAAAAUGAAGUCUCCCAAAAGAUUGCUGUCCAACUUUCUUUGUCAAACUCAGAAAAACAUAUUGAUUUUUGCUGUCAUUUAAAAAGAGGAGGUGCUGAACAUGGUAGCAGCCCUGCUUAUGAAUAUGUGAAAUUCAUCCUGAGUAUAAAAGAUAUUUCUAGUGAGCCUUUGGUGCUCUUCUCUAGCUCCUUCCCCAACCAGUCCUGUGAGUCGUCUGCCACAAAUCUUUCUUUGGAGGAUCGGUUUUAUCUGGUGGGGACCGUUUGUAUCCUCAGGACUGAAACUCUAAGGGACCUUUUCAUUGUAAAGGAGUCCGGUGAAGAUGUUCUGCUGGCCCCAGAUUCGGAUGAGGAGCAUCAACCUGUGGACCACAGAAGUGUUCAAGGCCAAAGAAGAAGUUCUAGAAUGGAACACCUGCAUGCCGAACCUGAUGCUCCUGCCUCAGAAGGUCAAGUUGGUGGUGUAGAGGUUGACCAGUAUGGAUCACAAGAAUUUGUUCGUGUCAUUAAAAGAAAGUCUGUUAUACAUUAUGACUCCAGCACAUCCACCUCGGAAACCAUACCUGAAUUGCCAGCAACACCAUCUUUGCUGAGCUUUGAAUUCAGACGUGAGGUGGGACAUAUGGAGCAGGUGGACCAGAUGGGUGAGAUGGAGCAGGUGGAUGAGGAGGAAGAGGUGGACGAGGUGGACCAGGUACACCAGGAGGACGAGGAGACCCUCUCGUCCCAGAGUGUCACUACUGACAUCACUGAUGAGUCACUAUGCCUACCGCCAUCCAUCAUACAGUACAUCAUCAGACGGGAGCGGAAGCUGAGGAAGAAGUUCUGGGAGCAUCUGGGGAAGAUGGCGCAGCUGCUGCAGAGUGAGAUCCAGAGCCAGAGCCAAGUGCUGGAAAUAUUGAAGGAGGAGCUCCAGGAAGUGCAGGAUUCCAAGUUGCAUAUGCAGCCGUUUACCUCACGCCACAUUCACAGUCCUGACCCCCAGUCUUUGGAGCCAGUGCCCAAGAAACAACGCAUUGAGCCGAUGAACAGGCCCUUCCCAGACCACAGGGAGGCCAAGCAUUUCUGUGGUUCAUGUUCAUCCCACUGCUUCCAAUUUCCUGAGGAGCUUGAGGAGCCCUGUGACGCCUCUUCCCAGCAGCCCGCUCAGGAGGUGGUGCAAUACAUGCAACAGCAGGAGAGGCUGCAGGAGCAGUCAGAGCAGCAUAAUGUUACUGUGGAAAACCCUGUGCUGCAAAUACUCCUGCCAUGCGAACCUGGUCAAUUAGUAGCUGAGCAACAGCUCUCCAGCAGCUCUCAUGGUGAAAACCCUUGGGGCCAGGAAGACAGGAGUCAUAGUUUUCUUCCUGAGGACCAGCAGGGUCCCUGCCUGAAUCCAAUGCUCUUGGUACAUAACCAAAGCUCUGAGAUGAUUUCUUCUACCACCAUCCCUCAGUUUCAGAUAAGUUCUGACCCAAACUUAGUCACGCUGCGGAUCCCAGAGUGUUUUAUCCAACUUCAGCAACAGCCACAAGACCCACAGCAUCACGCUUACCUCCAAGUUAAUUCUUGGCCUUCCAGUGAGCAGGCCUCCCUGCAGGACCAAGUUACCUGGAUCCAGGCGCCAUCCACUGAGGCAGAAGUCCCGGACCCUACAGGUCUACAGACUUCCCAAGACCACGCGGAAUACGAGCCAGGCCAAAUCUACUACUACAUUCCUGUGGAGGAGUCCAACUUGCACGAGUAG
This is a messenger RNA of Mesoplodon densirostris (Blainville's beaked whale), 2304 nucleotides long. RefSeq names its product PAS domain containing repressor 1 (gene PASD1). Gene Ontology annotation, cellular component: CLOCK-BMAL transcription complex. The transcript has 18 exons. Gene Ontology annotation, biological process: circadian regulation of gene expression; negative regulation of DNA-templated transcription; regulation of transcription by RNA polymerase II. NCBI's taxonomy places the organism in Eukaryota, Metazoa, Chordata, Mammalia, Artiodactyla, Ziphiidae. The record is from RefSeq and is a predicted model, not a curated record. The coding region runs from base 1 to 2304 and encodes 767 amino acids. Gene Ontology annotation, molecular function: DNA-binding transcription factor activity, RNA polymerase II-specific.